GUGGCCAGUGACUGUAUAUCGCCCAUACAUAAAAAAAAGUUCUAGCAGCAUUUUAGCUUAAUACACAACCUCUCUGUCUCUACUGGAUAUGUCAGUGUCAGUAUAGUUUAAAAAAAACACUAUGGUAUUUAAUAUAAAUUACUAUAGUAUAUUUUCAAGUGGGUGCCUGACAUUUAUUAUUAUUUAUUUGUUCAGGAUAUAUGCAUUUUCAUAUGCCUAAUUAUUCAACUGUUAAAAUGACUAUAAUUAAAUGAAAUAUUCUUAAGAAUAAAAAAACUAUGUGUUCUUUGGAUGAGUGUACUUCCAUUGUGAUAUUAUAUUGUCAUUCUGCCGUCGUAUAAUUAUGAGUCUUAAAAUGACAAUAAUUUAGUUAAUCGCAAAAUAUUUUGGAGCAAUGUAUUGUACAGAUAUCGUGACAGGCCUAUGUCUACGGCAUGAAGAUAUAGUGUCAUCUUUACCCCCUCAUAAAAGCAGUAUACAGUGAUGACAAAUGCUGGUGUCCUCAUUAAAGAGACGUCAAGUUGCUCAAUCUAAAUGCAACGUGAGUCAACAGGAUGUGUUUUUAGUUAUGUCUUCCACAGCAGCAGCACUGAUAGAGGGAAGAGGCGGAGCCACCCAACCACAUCCUGCUUCACCCCAACCUUGCACCUCAUCCCACUGUUGCCAUGGUGAACAAACUGUCAUUUCCUCAUGUCUCUUCAAAGCUUCAGCCAGAGGACAGAAGUAUCCCAGAAGGCACCACUGCACAAACGAAGAAAUCACUGUGCGUCAAGAAAGACAGCGUGAUGAUUUCUGAACUUCAGAAGUCACGAUGCAGAUGACUUUACUGUCCAUCACAGUGUGGUUCACUCACUUCCUCAUCGUUUCAGCCUUCAAUUUCAACACUCUGCCCACACACACCCUGAGUGACUACAUCGAAACCACACAAAUAACUCCAACAACAACAACAACAACUAACCAGCAACCCAAGACCCUAAUAAAAGCAACACCUUCUUCACCUCUGACCACAAUAACACAAGAGAACACAACAAAUCCGACCAAAGAAGAGCACAUCCAGCCAAAUACAGCUCCUACACAGGAAACAACAUCCUUAUAUCAAUAUAGCAGCACUCCGCCUCAAAAUGACAUGAUGGAUGAAGGUGUGAGCAUUAGCAGUGCUAGUAACGGUGCUAUAGGACACACAAAUACAAUAACAAGAGUUUCCACUAAUUCUCCAAGACUAACCUCACAAAAUGAUGAAAAUAGUGAAACAACAAAUGGGAGUUACAAUAAUGAGCUAAACGUCACGCUGGAAAUGACAUCUCCUCAUCAAUACAACAGCAGUCCAUCUCAAAGUGAAACAGAUGAUGAAGAUGUAAGCAUUAGCAAUGCCAGUGGUGUUCCUAUGAACUACACAAACACAACACCAACAGUCUUCACGAACUUCACAAGACUAAAGUCCCACAUAUAUAAAGAAAAUCAAACACGGAUAAUGUUAAACAGGAGUUACAAUGAUAAUGGAGACACAACUGAGCCAAAUACAACUCUAAAUCUGACAUCCAUGCAUCAAUACAACAGCAGUCUGUCUCAAAAUCACAUGAUGGAUGAAGGUAGCAAUGAUGUUGUUGUGAACUACACAAACCCAACAAAAGCAGUCUACACAAACUCACCAAGACUGACGUCACAAAAGGACGAAAAUAAUGAAACCUGGACAACGUCAAACGUGAGUUACAAUAAUGACAGAUACACAGCUGAGCCAAAUACAACUCAAAACAUGACUUCCAUGUUGGAAAUGAGAUCCCUGCAUCAACACAACAACAGUUUGUCUCAAAAUGAUACGAAUAAUGAAGAUGCGAGCAUUAGCAAUACUAGUGAUAUUGCUGUGAACUACACAAAUACAACACCGACAGUUUUCACUAACUUCACAAGACUGACGCCACAAAAGGAUGAAAAUAAUCAAACAGGCAUAAGUUACAAUCAUUUUCAAACUGUAGAUCCAUUCAGCAAUGUCUCAACCCAUCCCUGGAAGGACAAAGAAGAUGAAACAACGAAAGCUGAUGAGGGAGAUUACGAAACAAACUCCACCCAGGCCACAUUUGUUAAUACGAGCGAGCAGUGGAGAGAAACACGUGGCACUGAGGGAAGUUACGACUUUACAAGUGAACACAGAGAGGAAGAUUACAACACAACAGCGAAUACAAUCAAUGCAAGAGCUGCAACAGAUUGGUUAACUUCACAAAACAUUCUCACAGCCACGCCAGCUUACACAGUAACACCAGACUCGGUGGUUACUGAUGAACCUGAAUAUCACACCUCUGCAGGUGGUGUAGAUCAUUCUACGAAACCACAGGACUUGUUAACGUCCACACAUACAGAAAGUGCAAACAUGACAGGAACAGGCCCACCCAUUGGUUCCACCACCGUUAACAACAACAACUCUAACAUAACCGAUGUCUUAACAGACAACAGCACAUAUCCCACCACCAACAUAACAGACACAGAAAGUAAUGUGUGGCCUACCUGUUUGAACUCGUCUCGCCAAUCCACGAUAGUUUGCUUCAUCACAGUAUGGGCUUUAGCAAUGACCGCAGCCAUUUUUCUAGGAGUAACCAUCUUUCUGUGGGUGCGUCUGUCGAUUGUCAAAGAAAGAAUGAAGAUGAAGGAGAAGCGAGUUGAGGUGGGUGAGAAGCAGAGCCUUUGGGCUGACCCGAAAGCAUCUGUGCAAGAGAGAGUGGAGUUUUGGUACGUCAACGGAUCCACACUGGAGGCCGACAGAAAGGACAAGAACAGAAAGAGGCAGGAGAGGAUGAAGAGAAGAGGACAGGAACAGGUUAAUGAGGAGAACGAGCUGUGGAUGCAGCCUAGAGUGACUGUAGAUGACAUUACAGAGUUCUGGUAUGCAAACAGACGCAUGAGAGAAGAGAGGAUGAGGGACAUGGGGUUAUAAACUUCCAAAAAAACAUGUGGAGAAACAGUUUUAACAAUCUGAUUAUGAUUAUUGUAGUAAUCAAGGAUUCUACGUGGACAGUUUAGUUGUAAUUAUGUUGUUUUUUUCAGGUUAAUAAUUUGUAUUUAGCUGUAAACUGCAAAAACUCUGUUACUGUCAGACAAACCCUGUUUUAGAGUCAUAUUUCUUGGUUUUAUUCACUUUUAGCUUGCUUCACUUCAUAAUGUUGCUAUUUGAACCUGAAAUAUGACCUGCAAAGUUACAAUGUCAACUCAAACAUCAGUCUUUCUGUAAAUCAGUAAACACUGAACAUCCUUAAACAC
This is a messenger RNA of Danio rerio (zebrafish), 3249 nucleotides long. The record is from RefSeq and is a predicted model, not a curated record. Lineage: Eukaryota; Metazoa; Chordata; Actinopteri; Cypriniformes; Danionidae.